Sphaerodactylus townsendi is the source of this 1162-nucleotide messenger RNA. RefSeq names its product succinate-CoA ligase GDP/ADP-forming subunit alpha (gene SUCLG1). Gene Ontology annotation, biological process: tricarboxylic acid cycle. Gene Ontology annotation, molecular function: succinate-CoA ligase (ADP-forming) activity; succinate-CoA ligase (GDP-forming) activity. The coding region runs from base 1 to 1146 and encodes 381 amino acids. The record is from RefSeq and is a predicted model, not a curated record. Gene Ontology annotation, cellular component: succinate-CoA ligase complex (ADP-forming); mitochondrion. The transcript is spliced from 9 exons. NCBI's taxonomy places the organism in Eukaryota, Metazoa, Chordata, Lepidosauria, Squamata, Sphaerodactylidae.
AUGCUGGGCAGCCCCAUCCAAAUCUGGAGGCAGCAGGCCACGGUGCUAACGCGGCAAUACCCUGAGGCCUCCAGGAGAGCUUUCCAGCAGCACCGGGAUCAAGAAAAGGGCCCGAAACCCAUCAAAAAGCUCCAGGACACAUGCCAGCAAAAGAGUGGCGGGCUGCAUUCACCAGCUUCGGGCCCGCUGGGUGCUGGGUCUGCAGGAGAGGCUGGGCGCAAGAAGUGUAGGCGCCGCUCGAGGGGGCGGGGCGAGGGCCGCGGGGCGGGGCGUGGCCGGCGUCCUUGGCGAAGGGCCGGAGCCGGGGGUGUCUGUCGACCGCGAUGUCCUGCUGUGGGAGCGGCGCGGGGGGCGCACGGAGCCUCGGCCGCCUCCUCCUCCUCCGUGAGUGCCGCCGUGCAGAAAAAUGGAGUUCGGCAUUGUUCCUACACUGCAACACGAAGAAACCUUUACAUCACUAAAGACACAAAGGUCAUUUGUCAAGGCUUUACCGGCAGACAGGGUACCUUUCACAGUCAGCAGGCGCUGGAGUAUGGCACCAAUCUAGUAGGCGGAAUUUCGCCGGGCAAAGGAGGCAAAACUCAUUUGGGGCUUCCCGUCUUCAACUCGGUGCAAGAGGCAAAAGAACAAACGGGUGCGACUGCCUCUGCCGUAUACGUGCCACCUCCAUUUGCAGCUGCCGCCAUCACGGAAGCCAUUGAUGCCGAACUCCCCCUGGUGGUCUGCAUCACAGAAGGCAUUCCCCAGCAGGACAUGGUUCGAGUCAAGCACCGAUUGCUUCGCCAGAACAAGACGCGGCUCAUCGGCCCAAACUGCCCGGGAGUCAUCAACCCCGGAGAAUGUAAAAUCGGCAUCAUGCCCGGCCACAUUCACAAGAAAGGCAGAAUUGGUAUUGUAUCAAGAUCCGGCACCCUAACGUAUGAAGCUGUUCAUCAGACAACUCAAGUAGGGCUGGGACAAUCCUUUUGUGUUGGAAUCGGAGGAGACCCAUUCAACGGGACAAAUUUUAUCGAUUGUCUGGAGGUCUACCUGAAGGACCCAAAUACCCAUGGAAGGAGAUCAUCUCUGAUGAUAGAAGCGCAGGAUGCGGCUGGGAUGAUGCCGAAGAAGACGCUUCGUCAAUUCCUCAAAGAAAAAAAUAAAUAACUUGCUGUAAAGCCAG